CGGCUCGGCUCCCUCCUCCUCCAAGCUCCACGGAGCAAGCGGGCGCCCCGCAGCCCCCCGAGGGUGCGCGAUGUCGCCGGUCGGGCACUGAGCUCCCCUCCGCGCUGCCCUCCCCGCCGGGCAGGCUGGGUAGCGUGCCGUGGUUACCGUUACUAGGCUGGCGGCGGGGAGCGAUGGUGAAGGAAACUAUCCGGGUGUACGCGCGGCUGAAGCCCUUAGGAAGGCGGCAGCAAGCGGGGAUCUAUUCAGUUGAUGAUGAGAAAUCUGUGUCCAGUCUGGAGAUUAUUGUGCCGCAUGAUUUAGCAGAUGGGUUUGUCAAUAAUAAACGGGAGAACUACAAGUUCAAAUUCCAGAAAAUUUUUGAUCAAGAGGCAAAACAAGAUGUGAUUUUUGACAGCAUUGCCAAACCAGUGGCAGAAUGUGCUUUGGCAGGAUAUAAUGGUACCAUCUUUGCCUAUGGUCAGACAGGCAGUGGCAAAACUUUUACAAUCACAGGAGGAGCUGAACGUUACAGUGAUCGAGGCAUCAUUCCUAGAACUCUGUCUUACAUUUUUGAUCAAUUGCAGAAGGAUAACAGCAAAAUGUAUACAACCCAUGUUUCCUACUUAGAAAUCUACAAUGAAUGUGGUUAUGAUUUGUUGGACCCAAGACAUGAAGCUUCCAGACUGGAAGAUUUGCCAAAAGUGACAAUAAUGGAAGACCCUGACCAGAACAUUCAUCUGAAAAACUUGUCUCUUCAGCAAGCAAACAAUGAAGAGGAAGCAUUAAACCUACUCUUCUUGGGAGACACUAACAGAAUGAUUGCAGAGACACCAAUGAAUCAAGCCUCAACUCGAUCUCACUGCAUUUUCACUAUUCACAUCUCCAGCAAGGAACCUGGAUCUGCAACCAUCCGACGUUCCAAGUUACACUUAGUAGACCUUGCUGGAUCAGAGCGUGUUGCAAAGACUGGAGUUGGAGGUCAUUUAUUGACAGAAGCCAAAUAUAUCAACUUGUCGCUACAUUAUUUGGAACAGGUAAUAAUUGCCCUUGCAGAGAAAAAUCGGUCCCACAUUCCCUAUCGAAACUCUAUGAUGACCUCAGUGCUAAGAGACAGCCUGGGAGGAAACUGCAUGACUACUAUGAUAGCAACUCUUUCUUUAGACAAAAGAAACAUAGAUGAAUCUAUAUCAACCUGUAGAUUUGCACAGCGAGUCGCUCUUAUUAAAAACGAAGCAGUUCUUAAUGAAGAAGUUGACCCCAGAUUGAUGGUUGUCCAACUGCAAAAGGAGAUCCAAGAGUUGAAAGAUGAGCUGGCACUGGUGACUGGCAAGCAAAGAACAUCAGAGCUUUCACAAGAAGAGCUACUUCAGUUGGAUAAAUUAAUUGAAACGUUUCUGGAAGAUAAUGAUCCUGAAAGUACUCUGGAUAUUGGUGCAGACAUGCGCAAGAUCAAGUACUGCUUCUCUCAUGUGAAGCAACUAAUGAACCAUUCAAAGAUUUCUGGUAAAAAAACAGUCUCACAACACAUCUCUGAAGAAAAAGACACAAACAAAGAAGUGGGAAAAGAAGAAUUGAAAAAACUGAAAGAACUUCUGCAGCAAAGAGACAAUGAGAUCAAUAUUCUAGUAAGUAUGCUAAAAAAAGAAAAAAAGAAAACACAAGAUGCUCUUUUCCAGCUUAAUGUUGCCUCUGCUGGUUCUACAGCCUUGGAGCAGUCUCUUCCUGUAAACUUGGAAGAAAAGUGGACCCCAUCUAACUCUUUUAGUCUGAAAGAGGCAAAAGAUCUCAGCUCUUCACUUAACAGACUGCCUUUUCUUUCCAGACAGACAGGAGGAAAGAUGUCUCUUGGAUGUCAGGAGGCUUUUGAAGUUUUCAAGUGGAACCAUGCUGACAGUAUUACCAUUGAGGACAACAAACAGCUUCUAAAACAGAGGUUUGCUGAAGCUAAAUGCCUUGGAGAAAAAAUAAAUGAAGUGAGAAAUAAAAUAAACCACCUGAAAGGAGAACUAACCCAGAGGCAUAUUCAAAGAGCUGUUCUAGCUGUGUCUAAGCCUUCUGAAGAGCAAAAUACGCUUGAUCCACUGGAAGAGAAACUUCGAACCCAAAUAGAGGAAGAGAAAAAAAGUUAUAAAACAAUGUACAAUCGCUUGAAAGGGCUGAAAGUAGAGAUUGAACACCUACAGCUUCUCAUGGAAAAAGCAAAGGUGAAGCUGCAAAAAGACUUUGAAGUCUGGUGGUCUGAAGAGGCGACAAAUCUACAGGUCCAUCAGGAAAAAACAGAGUUGGUCAGCGCACUGAAUAGUACAACAGUUUAUCCUGAGUUUAUCAAAUCUUCACAGCCUCUACCAACUAACAGCUUUUCAGAGACCACAAGUGCCAGCUGUAAUGAAGAGACAUCUGGGAAAAACAAUUCAAAUAAUUUUAAUAACUCAACUUCAAAAACAAGGACCUCACCAAGUUCAAACACAUCUAUUCCUCUAACUGGAGACAGCCAGACUGAUGCUGACAUCCUAGCUUUUAUUAAAGCAAGACAGAACAUCCUGCAAAAGAAAGGCUUGGGGAACAAAUGAAGUUCUUGUUGCAGUCCAAGAUUUCCUUUUAGAAUCUGUUAAAGACUGUUAUUAUUUACCGUCCUCUUCUGUUUAGAAACAGGUACAAAUGACUACUUUAGAUGUACAGAUUUAACUGGUAAGAAAGUGAAUAGGAUUGACUUGUAUUUGACAGCAAAAUCCGUUUCUCAGGGGAGUGAUAUUAGAAAAUUUGCACUCAGUAUCUUCAGCUUAAAUUAAAAUUAAGCAAAACUAAAAAAAAACUGAUUAGGAGUUUGCUGAAUAUGUUUGUUUAUUGGGAAUUUAUUAUCAGUUUUCUAAAUACUAAAAUUAUCUAAUGUGUUAAUGCUUUCUAAAAGUUAAUGUUCUUCUACAUCUUUAGCCUGUGGAACUUUUAUUGCUACUGAUGGACUGGUACUUUUCUCCUUUGGUAUAUGUGUACUGGAAACUUGAGAAGAAAUUCAGGUGAAAUUGACCUGUUUUGUCUCUGAAUUUGUAUAAAGCUUUGUUACUUACAUCUAGUUGGCAUCUAGAGAUGUCUGC
Molecule: messenger RNA, 3074 nt
Organism: Oxyura jamaicensis (ruddy duck)
Lineage: Eukaryota; Metazoa; Chordata; Aves; Anseriformes; Anatidae
Gene: KIF6
Product: kinesin family member 6
Exons: 22
Coding region: 174-2552 (792 amino acids)
Biological process (GO): microtubule-based movement; mitotic spindle organization
Molecular function (GO): ATP binding; microtubule binding; microtubule motor activity
Source: RefSeq, a predicted model, not a curated record